GUAUUUGGCUUUCCAAGCUCGCCGGAACUACCAUUAACAGGACAUAAUCUCGGAUUUCUCGACCAGCGCUUUGCUCUCGAUUGGGUGCAGCGGAACAUCCAUGCUUUUGGCGGUGACCCAUCCAAAGUUACGCUCUUUGGCGAGAGCGCAGGGGCUUUCUCCAUCGAUUCGCUACUUACAAGUUAUCCUAAAGGUAGCUCGCCGCCGUUUCGAGCUGCUAUCCUGCAAAGCGGGCAGUUUAGCUACCGCGCCCCUUCUCCUUCGAGCAUCCCCGCGUGGUACAACCUUACGACACAACUUGGAUGUCCGGGCACUUAUAGCAGCAACUUGACUUGUGUUCGAGCAGCAAACGCGACAGCCAUCAAGAACAUUGUCGACAUGAACUCACUUAUCUUCAGUCCUGUGGCCGACAAUGUUACACUCGUAACAAAUCCAGCAGCGCGCCGCCUAAGCGGGGAUAUCGCGUUCGUACCGGUCCUAGGUGGAAACAAUGCUCAAGAAGGACGAGUGUUCACUAUGGGACAAACUAAUGCAAGUACAUUCCUGAAAAAAACCUUUGGCGACGCCGUUGUCGCAUUCCUCCCCGCCAUCGAAGCUGCCUAUCCUAUUGGCAGCAAGGGCAUCUAUAACGGUAAUGACCAAAGUGCACAAAUUGUCACAGAUUUUAUAUACCAAUGUCCAGCAGCUCUAUGGGCCGACGCCACCACUUCCAUUGGGAUCCCCGCGUGGCGCUACUACUUCAACGCUUCCUUCACCAACACUCAAGCUGUCCCCAAUCUCGGCGUAUACCAUGUCUCAGAAAUACCGCUCGUUUUCCGCACAUAUAGCCAAGUUAACGCAACUACCCAAGAGCAUGCAUUGGCUCAAUUCAUACAGGGCGCAUGGGCUAGGUUUGCAAAGAACCCGUUGGCCGGGCCUGGAUGGAAUAAGAUAGGUACCGGUGGUGAGGGUACUAUCUUGUACGGUUCCUCUGACCAGAUACGUGGCGGACUACUUCGAGGCCAAAACGCGAGUGUUGCGCAUGGGGACUGGAAUUUGGGUGUUCUUGGUAAUGUGGGCAGUGUCAUGGGAAGCGGUGUUACUGUGUUGCCUCAAUCAGACCUGGACUUUAGGUGCAGUUUGUGGAAGCCCUUGUUCAAGUCUUUUGUUGGUGCGGAGGGAAUGCCACCGUCUUUGUAG
Molecule: messenger RNA, 1179 nt
Organism: Cucurbitaria berberidis CBS 394.84
Lineage: Eukaryota; Fungi; Ascomycota; Dothideomycetes; Pleosporales; Cucurbitariaceae
Product: alpha/beta-hydrolase
Exons: 4
Molecular function (GO): carboxylic ester hydrolase activity
Source: RefSeq, a predicted model, not a curated record